Molecule: messenger RNA, 776 nt
Organism: Dendroctonus ponderosae (mountain pine beetle)
Lineage: Eukaryota; Metazoa; Arthropoda; Insecta; Coleoptera; Curculionidae
Product: endoglucanase
Exons: 4
Coding region: 54-776 (240 amino acids)
Biological process (GO): carbohydrate metabolic process
Molecular function (GO): cellulase activity
Source: RefSeq, a predicted model, not a curated record
UAUAUCAUCACAUUGUUGUGCACAAUUCUGUUUGUGUCCUCACAGAGUUAACGAUGAGAGGUCUUGCAGUGAUUCUUUUGGCGCAACUGGCUGUGUUUGCCCAGGCCAGCACAGAUGUAAUCCCCAUCCCCGAUGGAGUGAGCGGGUCCGGCAUAACAACCCGCUACUGGGACUGUUGCAAGGCUGGCUGCUCUUGGCAGGAAAAUUUGUCCGAAUCAGGCGCCACGUCCCCGGUGCGCUCCUGCGCUGCUGAUGGCCAAACAACCAUCGAUAUUGAAACCCAAUCUGGCUGCACCGAUACUGGAGAUGUUGCCUACAUGUGCAGCGAUCAGCAGCCAUGGGUCUACAACGAAACGCUCAGUUUCGGAUGGGUUGCUGCGUCCUUCGGAGGUGGUUCCGAAUACAACAAGUGUUGUCACUGUUUGCUCCUGAAGCUGCAGGGACAAUUAGCAGGCAAAUCCAUGCUGGUUCAGAUCACCAACACUGGCAGCCCCUUGGGGCAGAACCACUUCGACGUUGCCAUGCCUGGGGGAGGGGCUGGGCUGUACGCCACUGGUUGCACCAACGAGUGGGACUCGCCCGUGGGAGGCUGGGGAGACCCAAUCAGCGGCAUCAGCUCAGUGGAGGAAUGUUCGGAGUUGCCAGCCAGUCUUCAGUCGGGCUGUCAAUGGCGGUUCGGAUGGUUUGAGGGCGUCGACAAUCCGGAUGUGGAGUUUUUGGAAAUUGAGUGUCCUUCGGAACUGACCAGCAUUAGUGGCUGUGUGGUAGCAAACUGA